UAGAAAAAAGCAACAACAGUGAGAAGAACAAAAACAAAAAGCGAUCGCAGCAUGUAAACAAAUUCGACAACGCACGGCAAAUUAACAUAAUUAAGGUGCGCGCAUAAUGAUCAAAUGACAACGUGAGAGAUAUCGAUAUUGAAACCGAACGCAGAGGCAACAACUAAAAGUACAACAACAACAACAACCACAACAGCAUCAGCGCUCACACACAUGAAGGAGCAUUGUCAAAAGCCGACAUCAUUGUACAACAAACAGAAAACAAAUAAAUAAAAUAAAAGGCGCUGCAGUCAAAAGGCCAAAAACUGGAAAUCAUCAACACUAUAAUAUGCAAAUGAGUUACACUUCACGACACCAAUAACAACAACAGCAACAGCAACAACAACAGCUGCAGCAGCAGCAGCAACAGCUGUAACAACACCAACAACGACAAUAUUAGUAACAAAGACUGGUGAUGACGAUGACAUUAGCAGCACGGUAACUUGCAGCAACAACAACAAGAGCUGCCGCAUAGUGCAUUGCAUAAGCCACACGCGUUGUGAGGUGAGACCGACAAUCAACAAACGACGGCGACGACCACGACGACGACCUCAUUUUGAAAAAUCGCAAUCGUCGCGCAUUGACAAGUGAGCAAAGCAGCAGCGGCAGCAGCACCAACAGUCAACGAUUGAGGAGCGUCAAACGAAGCCGAAACAUAACAACAACAACAACAACAACAGUAAUAGCAGAUGAUUCAAACAACAUUCAUUUGUUUGCAUUUGAAAGCAAUUUGUGUGUGCGCGCUCGACUCGGCUACUUGGCUACCGACAUUCGCCAAUUUGCAUAAAAACUCAAACUUCAACUCCAACUCCAACGCAUGCCCCGACACCAGAAAUUGAACCUCAACUUCACAAACUCAAGUGAACUCGGCAUUACGUAUACGCAACGUGUGACCAGGCGGCAGACAGGCACAACAACAACAACAACAACAAUAACAACAUGCACUUGCUGGACUUGCUGAGUCAGGUGUGUGUCAAUAUCUUUGACAUUUUCAAAAUCUACCUCAAGUUCGCAUUCAUCACGCUGGUCAUUUACUUUGUGGCCGAAUGGUAUGUUCUCCGCUAUGGAGCCGAGCUUGAGGCUCAGCUGGAUGCCGCCGUCGCGGCUGAGGCCAGAGGUGCGGAGCGGCCAGCCGCGAACAGUACACUGAACAAGGUGUAUCGAUUCAUAUUGAACUUUUUAAUUGCCUAAAUCUCUUUGCGCCGAAAAAAAAAGUAGUUUGAUCAAGAUUCGAUUGUUGUCGAUUACAUAAUUAAUGAAUAUUUAUGUAAAUAAGGCUAAGAAGACUAACAUAAUUCAUUCACUAAUUUAUAAACGUCGCUCCCAAGUCACUAGAGAUUAAUAGCUUGGGCUUGAAAAUACUAUAUGAGACGAUGUUAAGGAAAAUUAAACCCAUUAAUGUUGAAAUAUUCUCCUCAAAGUUGCUAUUAUUUCUCAAUAUUCUGAUAAGACUUUUUGAUUUCAAUUCAGGCCAAGUGAUCUGUUUACAAAGUGGUUUUGUGCAGUGCAAGAUCCAUGGCACAUGAUGUGAGCUGCUGAUAGCUAUUGAAAUGUUUAUAUAAUAGAACCGAUAAUCGGGACCAUAAAACAGUAGAACCACAAAUGAAAAAUUACCCCAUCAAGAAACUGCUGAUGCUCCUGAUGUAAUCACACACUAAUAAUAUUUAGCAAUAACACAUAUUUUUGGAUCAAUACACACAAAAAUAUAUGUGUUUUUAUAAUACAACAAGAGAGAACGCUACAGUCGAGAAAGGGGGGGUUGCACUGGAGAGAAUUUGUAUCUCUAAUAACUUUUCUUAGA
Messenger RNA from Scaptodrosophila lebanonensis, 1840 nucleotides. RefSeq lists its product as uncharacterized. The transcript has 2 exons. Bases 979 to 1230 code for a protein of 83 amino acids. Lineage: Eukaryota; Metazoa; Arthropoda; Insecta; Diptera; Drosophilidae. The record is from RefSeq and is a predicted model, not a curated record.